This is a messenger RNA of Temnothorax curvispinosus, 2384 nucleotides long. RefSeq names its product C-type lectin domain family 10 member A-like. Bases 320 to 1297 code for a protein of 325 amino acids. NCBI's taxonomy places the organism in Eukaryota, Metazoa, Arthropoda, Insecta, Hymenoptera, Formicidae. The transcript has 5 exons. The record is from RefSeq and is a predicted model, not a curated record.
GAAGCGGCGGCUUCAGUCGGCCGCGAACCUCCGCCGCAGAACGGUCCCCCAUCGUCCGGAUCGACGACAGUCUGGUUAGACCCUAACGACACGAUAUCUUAAUUGAUCUUAAAAAGAAAAAGAGACGAAGGGUGUGAAAUCGGACCAGCCGAUUUUUUUUCUCCCGCGCGACUUCGCGGAUCUGACGAAACCGGUGAUUACCAAUGUGUGAAAUCGGAAGAGAGGCGAGGUUCAAGGAACGAGAAUGAGGACGAUCCUGCAUGCAUAUUGCAAAUUCUGUAUCGAGCACCUCGGCGAAUAAACGACGUGCGGAGUAGACAUGUGGAAGUGUUGGGCCCUGUUUCUGUGCGUCGCAGGUUUAUCCUCGGCCGUUCUGAAGUCGUCGAACUCUGAUAUUAGUCCUUUGACUAAUCAAUCCAUAACACUGCGACAGUAUGAACCCGUGAGACGAUUCGCCUGUCCCGUGGGAUUCUUUCGACUGAAGCGAUUUUGUUAUUAUCUGAGCGCCGGCACGGCACCAUGGAGAGACGCGUACUUUCACUGCAAGGACAGAAAUGCUACUCUGGCGAUAUUGGACAGAAAUGGAAAGGACAAGAUGCUGAGGAAGUACCUGAUGGGGGAUCAGUUCACGAAACUGGAACGGUGGAUCGGCGGAAUUUUCAACUGGCAACAGAUGGCCUGGGAGUGGGGUGUAACAGGUGAAAAGAUGGUUUUCCAGAGUUUCGGGAAAAUGGAGCCCGGGAGAUCUAAGAAGUACGCGUGGCAUUGUAUAAUAAUGGAUCCCGCGUUGAAAUAUAAGUGGAGUGCAAGAAGUUGUGUGGAACGAAAGCAUUAUAUAUGCGAAGUGCCCGCCGGUCGUUUAGCCAGAAGACGCAAGAAGUCGGACCCCUUCGCGCCGCAAAACCAAAGAUUAAAGCCCAGAAAGAAGGGCAAGAAGUAUUUAGACGAACAGAGGAAACAGGGUGAAAGGAAGAAGAAUCGCGGUAAUUCGAGAAGAAAUUGGUUAGAUCAGGGAGAGAAUCAACAAUGGGCCCAUGGUGUUAAACUGGGAUCGCGACCACCUUCUAACGUGAAGAUGAUGCAGCCUAAAGAGCGCACGCGGCAUCGCUCGAAUAGAACCCGUGUGCAAUCAGCUGCGCCAAGGGUUGCCCAAGUAUUGCCCCAAGGUCGAGAAUACGGCGCUUUUCUAGCCAACGGGCAUCAAUCCCAGAAUUUAGCGGAUAUGAACAACGUUCUCACGCAGUUUCAUAAUAAAAUAAACGACUUCGCGCGGGAAGAGGUUUUGUUGAAGCCGUGAAAGAAAAACUUGAAUCAUUAUAUCGAUAUAAUUAGUUAUAAUUGCAGCCUCGACUUAUUACUGCUCUGUUAUAUAAUAUACACCAGCUAAGAGAAAAAACACCAUUUAAAGGAUAAACUUUUACUACAACGACACUGUUAAACUGCCAACGUUAUUUUACUAUAAUACAUAUUAUUUAUGACCGUUGUUGUAAAAAUUAAUUUUGCAAGAUCGUAAGAAAAUUAUUUUAUGACUAAAAUUAAUCUCGAAAUAAAUUCUUCAAGAGAUUCAUCUGUCUGCACUGGCGCUGUUAGCUAUAAAUUUUUGGGGGAGACUUUGGAAACUAAAAAAAAACAUAAAUAAAUAAAAAAUAAAAAAAUACAGUUUAAAAAACUUGUUAGGAUUUUAAGGUUACACAUGUAAGCAUUAAUUAUUAUCAUGUACUUGCGGAUAUAUUUAGGGGAACGCAUCCUCCUCCCUUCCACCCCGACUAACGGCGCCCGUGGUCUGAAUAUUCAAAGUUUCUGAAUAGAUCUAUUGAUGUUAAUGAUGAGAUCUAAUUAAUGAUCCGAAUAUUAUAGCCACCGCAUUUACUGACGUCUAAAUAGUCUCCGUGUACUUAUCUAUAUCGCGUAAUAUCAUUAAGGAAAAUUAAUCAUCUCUCUAGAACUAUCUUCUUCUAGUUCAAUAAUUAUUUUGCUAAGCAAUAUCUUGCACGAUUAAUUAACUGUAACGCGUGUAAGAGUUCAUGUAUCGAUAAAAAUAUCUCACGUUGUGGACACUUGUCACAAUUUCGCGCGCGGCAGAUCACGACACGCGAAUUAAAUAAGCAAUAAAUUAUAAUCCUACAAUAAUUAAUCAAAAUGUAUCAGCGAUAUUAGUUUAUAUCGCUAAUCAUAUAGUGCAUAGUUUUUAUAAAUGAAUUGCAGUCAGAUCGCAGUUAGUUAGUCAAAAAGCUGGACGGAACUCUUUGUGUGGUAUCUUUAUUUUUUUAUCCAUUCGUGUGUUCGUUAAUUUUUCAUCUCUCGCUUCGUCUGUACAUAUAUCAACAUAAGAUCGAUAUACUCUCUGUAUUUAACGAUGUAUAAUAAAAUACUGAUAUAUCAAU